AUGGACCGUCUCCGGCCUAUACCAUCGGUACACACUACACCAGUGAAGCCAAGGGCCGAGUGCACGUUUAUCGAAGACCUCAAUGCAAAGUAUAGAUUAGGCAUUGAGUUCCCUCCUCUGCGCCUAUCUCCUAGAAAACGCAGAGAAGCCCAGACAACCGAGGCAGCACGGCGGGCAGAUGACAUACGCGGACUGACCCAUUGCCUCCAUUACCGCAGCCCCGAAAUUCUGUUGGCCGUUGAACAGCAAUUCCGGAACGAGGCACAAUCCAUCUGCUCCCAGUGGGUCCCGAAGCCCCAGGCCGUGCCGGGACUCAUUCCGGUCACCGACGCCGUGCCUCAGGCCACAACUGCUGAGCAGCAGCAAGAACUGCAGCAAUGUCUCUUGGGCCUCCUUCAACGAGCGGAGCGUGACAGUCCUCGUCGCAAACUCUUCGUCCCUACCUCUGACGCAACCACGUCUUUCAAGGGACCAGCGGAAAAGAGUUCCACUCGGCCCACAAGGCGAACCUUUCGGAAACGGUUGUCAGAUGAGUUGGAACCCCACGGAGAUAACCCCUUCGCACAAGACGGUCCCUCGGAUAGCAAGCGUGCAAGGUCUGCCCUCGAUCAAGUCCCCGUCCGUGAGAGAGAACCCGUCUCCAGACCCAGCCGAACCUUUGGUCGGCUCGGGUCGAGAGGGGACCUAUUCUACCGCAAUAAUGAAAACGACAGCUUCACAUCCGUCGCUACAGCAGUAUUUUCAACCACUGGUCGCGUUGGUGACGAUACGUUGCUGUCCGAUUCUCAGCUGACCCAACCAUUCGAUGAUGAUGAGAAUCCCGACCUCAAGCCCGGCCUCAUCUCCGCUAACACCGCGUUCUACAUCCCCGUCGACCCACCUUCCCCUUCCCCAGUUGAACAAACCGAUGUCCUAGCCUCGGAUGGAGCUCACAACGGUCCUAACUCUGUCUUAGAGCUAGGGACAUCGACGGUGCAGGGAUCGCACCAGGCUGCAAGCGUAGGUCCCCUGGCUCAUAUGCAAGCAGAAACCGCUGUUACCUGGGAAACAGCCCGAGAUGCAGCGCCUGGGCUGCUCGAGACAGGCCCAUUAGCCCGGCAGCAGCAGAGCAUCCCUGAGUUGCCAGUUCGACGCUCACAUCUUGCCGACCCGCCGCAACUUGACCUCCCUUCUUCGGAGAUGCCAUUCAGAGAUGUGCUGAGACGCAGUCAGGAUGAGCUGUCCAUCAUUUCGUCAUUUACAAGCUCUUAUCAUGUAGAUUUUGAGCCAGGAAACCCCGUGGUUGGCCAGAAUUCGAGCCUUGACGCUCGAUUGAGAGACUCAUGGCAUUUCAGCAUCAUCAUUAACAUUGCCCAAGCCAAACUCCCCGAGUCCCUAAUCAAUGCCCCACUUCCUAUUAUCUGGGAAGUUACUAGGGCUGCCCUUCACUGCGGUGUAGAGUUGGCAGACCUUGAGAUAAACUACAAUGACGGGUGGCGCGACCAAAUGAUAUUCAACCAGGAGUUACGAAAUCAUCCGGCAUUCAUAGCCGCGUCCAAACCCCUCCCUGGCAUGUGCGAUCCUAGAGCUUGGAAGGCGGCGUUCUCUACUUUCCGGCAUAACGGACGAACGGUUACUUUAGUGAUGGAGGCCAAAGCUAACCCUGACAACAAGGGACCUCUCUUUCUCUUCUCCUUGGAGCCUCUCAAGUUCGACCUCGGCCAUCGGCUCUGCAGACGAUUUGGUGCCGAUAGGUUCCUAGAAGUUAUCUUCCCCGCUCCGUCAACAGUCUCCAAGGAUGCAGAGACGGUGGAUCGAGUAAAUCGCUGGCUUUUGCAAGUUCCGCAUGUCGUGCUCAGCCGGGUUUGGCGCGCGUUUUUCCUAAAGGACGCGAAAAAGCAGAUAAAGGAGGACCAGUUCAACUGGGUGCGGAAGACGUAUGUACAACAGUACAGGGUGUAUUUCUUCUGUGAAGAUGGCGCCAAUUUUGUGCACAGAAAACGGCAUGUCCAUUUUCCUCCAAAAGAGCAGGCUUAUAAUGUGGAAACCCGGACGAAGAUGGGCCUAUCCCGUUUGCUGGAAUGGGCCAUUGGCCUCUCUCGUAGCAAAUCGCAGAAAUCCCUCAAGCUUUUCUCUCGGCUCGCGCUAAGUCUGACCCCAACGACUGCAACAGUAGUCCUCCAGAAAGAAGAAAUUAUUUGCCAUGAGGAGGAUAUACUAUCUCCUACGGGCAAUAUCAUGAAUGAUGGUAUUGGUCGGAUGUCUGGUACUUUAGCCCAAAAGAUACGCGAUAAACUCGGCCUGGAUGCGACGCCAAGUGGAUUCCAGGGACGCAUGGGAAGCGCAAAAGGAUUUUGGAUUGUCGACGUCGACACUUACGAUGAGAAGGAUGGCGAGGUCUGGAUCGAGACGUACCCAUCCCAACGCAAGUGGGAAUGUGACUUUGAAGAUGAGGAUCAUCGCACGUUUGAAGUGAAGAGCUAUUCACGAGAACUGAGGUCGGCUGCUUUGAAUAAGCAAUUCAUUACCGUCCUCGAGGACCGAGCCAUAAACCGUAAUCGCAUGAGAGAAACGCUUGCCGAACUCCUGCGUCGCGCCGUGAGCGAAGAGCUCGGGGCUCAGAUGCUCGCGGCCAAUGAUCCCAUGGCCCUACAACGAUGGGCCAGUCUCAGUCCCUCUGCCCGAGCAGACAGGAUUCUCCAUGGCGAGGUUGAGUUCCUAGCCGGACUGCCGAAUGCCGACGAAGAAAUUAUAAAGUUCCUCCUAGACGGCGGAUUCCGCGUAUCGGAGCUGAAGUUUUUGCGCGAGUUGGUCUAUAAGGUUGCGAAACGCAGACAGGAGAAGCUACAAGAAAAACUCAAGGUCCAAGUACCACGGUCGACCUACGCAUACAUGGUAGUUGAUUUCUCUGGACUGCUGCAGGAGAACGAGGUGCAUAUUGGAUUCUCUUCGAGGUUCCAAAGCGAUGGCGAGUCGAAGACAUUGUUGCAUGGUAUUCCGAUUCUCGUGGCAAGAGCUCCGGCACACUUUCCGAGCGACAUUCAGAAGGUGAAGGCAGUCUACAAGCCCGAGCUUAGUCACCUGACAGAUGUGAUUGUCUUCUCGUCGCAGGGCAACGUGCCGUUGGCAGACCUGCUUUCCGGUGGCGAUUACGACGGAGACCAGGCCUGGGUAUGCUGGGAUCCUGACAUUGUCAACAAUUUCCGGAAUGCACCUGUGCCCACGCAGCCUGAUCUCAUCGAGGACGGAUAUCUCCAUGUCGACCAUGACACUUUUGACCAGACGCUCACAAGAUACGAGAACAGGUUAGAAGUCGCAUUAUCGCACUUCCUCCACCAGAGUUUCGUUUUCAGCAUGCAGGGAGACCUGUUGGGACAGUGCACAAACUACAAGGAGAAGCUCUGCUACAGGACGAACAAAAUCAGUGACGAAUCCGCCGUGCUUCUGAGCACACUCGUCUCAAAACUAGUGGACAGAGCAAAACAAGGCAUCACCUUCACCCAAAAGGAUUGGCAGGGACUCAUCAAGGCCAAAGGCCUUCCCAACAUCUGGGCGCUCGAGGAACCCGCCUACAUGAAAUCCGAUUGCUCGGGACACGAUAAACACAUCUUGGACUGGUUAAAAUUCAAAGUGAUCAAGCCUAAGAUCGCGGAGGAGCUUACGGAACUUGAGUCAUCUCUCGGGGACGCUCACCACUGGGACAAGGAUCUAGCUUUCUACUACGACGAGCUGGAGGUCCUGAAAGCUAAAUCCAGGACCUAUGAUGGUCUACUUACCAAGCUGUCCAAGGACCUCCACGGCAUCCACUCUAAGUGGAAAGAGAUUCAGGGAAAUCACCAAAUCGGCUACCACGAGAAGGUGAAUAAGGUGUACCAGGCCUACCUUGACGUGAAGCCGCACCAGUCGGCACUUAAGACGCAUGCCAAAACCUACCUCUACGGGACCGACGAGAACGCCCCCGACGGCGUCAGCAGGUGGGGACUAAUCAAGGCUUCCUGUCUGUUCAAGCUGUUCUACCAGAAAGGUGCCAAGUUCGCCUUCACGAUGGCGGGCGCGCAGCUGCAGAGGAUCAAGGCCGAGAGGUGCGCUGCCAGGAAUCCAGGCACGGCUUCUUCGAGACCUUCGGCUUCGGUGGUGGCGGAAAUGUAUGCUUGCCACAGGCCUGACAACAAGAUCAUCGACGCGUUGAUGGCCCGGAAGGGCAUGGGCGGAUAUUGCGAGAGUUUGGCCGACAUUCAUGAGGAGCACUUCUUCGAUGCUGAAGGGAACGAAAUCGACGACGCAUAG
Molecule: messenger RNA, 4266 nt
Organism: Scedosporium apiospermum
Lineage: Eukaryota; Fungi; Ascomycota; Sordariomycetes; Microascales; Microascaceae
Exons: 3
Coding region: 1-4266 (1421 amino acids)
Biological process (GO): siRNA processing
Cellular component (GO): nuclear RNA-directed RNA polymerase complex
Molecular function (GO): RNA-directed RNA polymerase activity
Source: RefSeq, a predicted model, not a curated record